This is a messenger RNA of Dama dama (fallow deer), 1923 nucleotides long. It is a transcript of the gene BBIP1, whose product is annotated as BBSome interacting protein 1. The record is from RefSeq and is a predicted model, not a curated record. Lineage: Eukaryota; Metazoa; Chordata; Mammalia; Artiodactyla; Cervidae. Gene Ontology annotation, biological process: receptor localization to non-motile cilium; cilium assembly. Gene Ontology annotation, cellular component: BBSome. The coding region runs from base 641 to 853 and encodes 70 amino acids. The transcript is spliced from 5 exons.
CGCCCCUUUGAGGCUCCCUCUGGGGCGAGGCCGCUCAACCGGCUCCGCUGGCCUAGCUGCAGCUAGUCGAGACGGGAGGGGCCUGGGUGUGGGCCGCCGGGCGGAGCCCCUAACUCUAACAAAGUGAAGCUCCUGACCACGCCCCUGCAAAUUCUGUUAAGUACUUUCACCCCCUGACCUUUGAGGAUGGAGAAUUCUGGAGCUUGAGGAAAUCGUUUUACGUUCCCAGCUACAAAGGAAAAAGAUGGUUACCCACCACCGCGGCAACACCUCUAAGCCUUAUUUCCCCACUUCCUGUCUUCAUAUUUUGAAUUUUCUCCCUUUGUUUCUCUGGUGAGAAUUUGUAAGCACUGACUGCUAUUCUGAAAGAAGUUCCUUCUGUAGGUUUGAGUCAACACCUGUCAGUCAUCCUCGUAAUACCGGGUUGGAUACCUAAAGCUGCGGGCGAAAAGGAUCAGGAGAACUUUCAGGCAAAAAAUACUGAAGUGGGUGCCAUGCUGUCCUCCAGGGGAUCUUCCCAACCUAGGGAUCAGACUCAGAUCUCCUGCAUUGGCAGGCGGGUUCUUGACCACCAGUGCCACCUGGAAAGCCCAAUUUACUCCCAAAUAGAACGGACGAGACUGUAUCCAACACUUCAGGUAUGGCAGAAAUGAAGUCCAUGUUCCGGGAAGUUCUUCCAAAACAAGGGCAGUUGUAUGUAGAAGAUAUACCCACAAUGGUGCUAUGUAAACCCGUACUUUUACCAUUAAGAUUUAUGACUGUGCCAAAACUGGAGAAAAUACAGCAAGCAGCACAGGAUACAAUUCGCCAACAGGAAAUGACAGAAAAGGAACAACAGAAAAUAACUCACUGAACAACGGCAAGUAACUCACUGAAUGAUAACUAGCACUUCUACAGAACACCCUACACCUUUCUAUUAACAAGAGCUGAAAAUAAUCUGCAUCUAUAUGCUGAAAACUGUAUGUAUUAAUAAAACAGAUAGUAUCCCUAUAAAAAAAACUCAAUUACUAAAAUUUGGAUUGUGAAUUUAAACACUGGUUUGUAUUGAAUAUAAGCAAUUUUAAAACUCUGAGACCAGAUUUUGUUUUAUUUUUAACCCAAGUUUUUCAAAGUACAAAUUACUGUUACCAUUCCUAUCAGUUUUCUAGAUAACAUUCUUAGUUAGGCACAGUGAGUAAAUGCAACUUUUAUAGUCAUCCUGUAUAUGGUUUUAAAAAUUGAACUAAGCUUUUUAAUUAUACUGACUUUAAGGACUUACCUUGCCACCUUUGUUUUCCAGGUAUCAAAACAUAAUCAAAACCCUAAAAAUGGAAAUUAAUAAGGACUUGAACGAGCCCAUGAAAUAAAAUGAAUAUAAAUUUGGAAGUUUUAUUUCUAAAAGACUGUAGCUAGACCUGUAAUGGGUAUGUUCCUAGGAAUACCUUUGUAAAUUCUGAAUAUAAUUCUUGGUUGGUUUGCUGCAGUUGGUGAUAAGACAGUUUAAAUUAGUAUGGACCUUGAGGCCUUGCUGUAAUUAGGCUCUGCAAAAGAGGUUAGAAAUGUGAUCUUCCUUUAGAUAACUGUUAUCGGUAACUACUAUUUUCUCAUACACUGACUAAAUGUAAAACUUUGAGUCUUUGAAGAAUAAUUUUUAUAACACAAGCAUUACUUGGUAAUAGAACUUAAUGAUGAAAGGUAUAUACGUUUUUAAGUUUCAUUAAGUUCUAGAUAAGAUCAAAAACAAGGAAGUGUGCAAGUAUUUCCCAAGUAUAAUAUUAAAAUUAUUUAUUUACUACUGUACUCUUGUUUUAAAAGUUUUCCAAGAGCAAAGUUUAAAUUAAGUAGGUUCAAAUAUGCUCUUUUAUAUGAUUUAAAAUUUGCUGUGGGAAAUAAGUUUUUUAAAAGAUCUAAAAUAAAUGCACUCCAAAUAAAGAAUCAACACUG